CGUCAAAGGCUGUGUCAGUGAAUUGUGUCUAGUGUUCGUUGUUUAUCUUUUUUCUGCCACAAUUUCCCUGAAAAAUCACGCAAAAUUCCCAAAAGAAAAGCAACUGAUCAUCCCUACUGACCAUGUUUAGUGUCAGGAAGUUCUUUUCACCAACAAUCGCCGGUGCAAUCCGUCAAAUUGCAAAGAACACCCAAAAUGUGAGGUUAAGUUCGACAUACCGGGCAGCGAUUCUCACGGAAUUCAAUAAAAUUCCCAAGAUUGAGAGGAUAAAAGUGCAGCAGAACCUCUUCCCAGGACAGGUCAAAGUUGGCGUGCAUUUUUGCAGUCUCAACUACACUGACGUCCGGAUCAUGGAAGGAAGCCAAGAUGUGGAGCUUCCUCUGGUGCCGGGAUGUGAAUUUUCGGGGGAAGUUGUAGCUGUAGAUCCGGACAAUCGUUUAGAUUUCCGCGUGGGGGACAGGGUAGUGGCCCUAAGGGGGCAUUUAACGAGUGGGGGAGGGCUUGCAAGUGAAGUGAUUUUGAGUGAAUUUGAUUGUUUCCAAUUGAGUGAUAUUUCCCUGAAGGAUGCAGCUAUUCUUCCUUACGGACAUGGAACAGCCAUGUUGGCCUUCUCCAAGUACUGCCCACUCAAUGAAAACGACACUGUGAUUGUGAUUGCGGGCCCAGGGGGCCUGGGAUUGGGGGCCAUUGAGGUGGCGUCAAGUGUCUAUCGUGCCAAAGUCAUUGCUAUCUGUGACACUGAAGACAGUAGCAUUCUCAUCCGCGAUGAAGGGGCUUUCCAAACCAUCUGCAUGUCCGAGGGGUACCCCAAAGUGUACAGAUUCCUCAAAAAUGCCCUCGGCGAGAACCGUGUGAGGUGCAUUUAUGACGCAGUUGGAGGGGAAGCCCUCCAUCUAUUGCAAGAUUUUCUUGAUACCGAAAAUGGAUCGAUCUUGACAGUUUAUCCACUUUUUGACCGGGAAGCAUUUAAAAAUUCUUCCCCGGAUUUCAAAGUGAAAGACAAAGAUCGUGUCGAUCGGACUGAACUCGCCAAAUUGCCUCCGAUACACGAAAGAGUCCAACAUAUUGAUCUGUACAACUAUCAGUAUCAAGAUCGAAACUUUUUCCGGGAAAUAAUUGAGGAAACACUCUCUCUCUAUGGAGAGGACCUCAUUAGUGCUCACGUGAGCAAGGUCUUCAGUCUGGAAGACCUCGAAGAUGCUGUGGAGUUCAUUAAGAAGAAAAAAUGCACGGGAAAGGUUCUCAUUGAGGUCAAAGAAGACGAUACUGAUGAAUCUGACAACGAAGACAAACGAAAGAAGGAUUAGAGGGACCUUUUUCAUUGGAAUGUUUUCAGUUAAAUCGUGGUAAAUGGAUGCAGAAUGAAGAGGAUUAAGUGAAAUUGUAGAUGCAAAAGAGCAGAUUUUUUAGUAUGACAGAGAUGACAA
Molecule: messenger RNA, 1427 nt
Organism: Phlebotomus papatasi
Lineage: Eukaryota; Metazoa; Arthropoda; Insecta; Diptera; Psychodidae
Product: quinone oxidoreductase-like protein 2
Exons: 4
Coding region: 123-1307 (394 amino acids)
Cellular component (GO): mitochondrion
Molecular function (GO): oxidoreductase activity
Source: RefSeq, a predicted model, not a curated record